Molecule: messenger RNA, 469 nt
Organism: Gracilinanus agilis (Agile Gracile Mouse Opossum)
Lineage: Eukaryota; Metazoa; Chordata; Mammalia; Didelphimorphia; Didelphidae
Gene: TSPAN1
Product: tetraspanin 1
Exons: 4
Cellular component (GO): membrane
Source: RefSeq, a predicted model, not a curated record
GCCCAGAGAUCAGAUCCCUAGUACCUCUGCGCUCUGUCCCUCGAGGCGUCGGUCUGACCCCCCAGUCCCGGUGCCCUUGCCUGUUCCUGCUCCAGCUGCAGCCCCCCGGGGGCCCUGACCAGGAGCCAAGAUGAGCUGUUUUACCUUCCUGAAGGUCAUCAUGAUCAUCUUCAACUUUCUCAUCUUCCUCUGCGGCGCAGCCCUGCUGGGAGUGGGAAUCUGGGUGUCUGUGGACGGCCCCUCCUUCCUGAAGAUCUUCGGCCCCGUGUCGGCCAGCGCCAUGCAGUUUGUCAACGUGGGCUACUUCCUGAUCGCGGCGGGCUGUGCCCUGCUGGUGCUCGGCUUCCUGGGUUGCUACGGGGCCCAGAAGGAGAGUAAAUGCCUCCUGUUGAUGUUUUUCUCCAUCCUCCUCAUAAUAUUCAUCGCCGAGAUAGCCGCUGCUGUGGUGGCCCUGGUCUACACCUCAAUG